AAGAAGAGCAAAAGGAGUGUCUUAAGGCUGAGCACUCCGUGUUGGCUGUCUGUGUCUCUAUGCUUCUUUCUCUACAGAACCUUGUACCAGCUUUGUAAAUUCCUCUCUUCUGUGUCUGGGCCUUCUGUUUCAUAUACAUCUUUUUAGGCAGGAAGAAGGGAGUAAAAAGGAGAAAUAAUUUUCAAGAGUAUAUACAUUUUCGCACAGACAACACAGUACAUAUACAUAUAAAUAUAAGAGAGAGAUAGAUAGAUAGAAAGAUAGGAGAGGGAAAAAGCAUGGGAUGUUUUCCAUGUUCAGGAGAUUCAUCAUCAAUCAAGAAGCCAGAGAAAAAAAGGAAGAAUUAUAGUCAUAUCAAUACCAAUCACUAUACAAAAGAUGAUCAAAGAAUACCCACAACAGGUGCUUCUUGUGUUUUUGUGCUAAUAAACGGGAAGUGAGCCCAAAUAAAGGUGGGAAGAAGGAGAACAAGAUAGAUAUAAAUCCAUCUGCAGCACCAGACGAGGUGGCUAGUAAGAGGUCUUUUUGUGAUGAAGAUGGUAAUCGAUCAAACUCUAGGGCCUUUCAAUAUACUGAACUGGAAGCUGCUACAGAAAAUUUCAGGUCAGAAAAUUUUCUGGGGGAGGGAGGCUUUGGCAAAGUUUACAAAGGUUGUCUGGUAGAUACCGGUCAGAUUGUGGCUAUUAAGCAGCUUGAUCCUAAUGGAUGUCAAGGGAUCAGGGAGUUUACGGUUGAAGCAUUAUUCUUAAGUUUGGCUGAUCAUCCUAAUCUUGUCAAGUUAAUUGGUUGUUGUGCUGAGGGAGUUCAGAGGCUGUUGGUCUAUGAGUACAUGCCCCUGGGUUCUCUGGAUGACCAUUUACAUGGUCGUCCAUCCAAUAAAAAAAAGCUUGAUUGGAACACAAGAAUGAAUAUAGCAGCUGGUGCAGCUCGAGGCUUAGAGUAUUUGCAUGACAAGAUGAAGCCUCCUGUCAUCUAUCGAGAUUUAAAGUGUUCUAACAUUCUUCUUGGGGAGGGUUAUCAUCCAAAGCUAUCUGAUUUUGGUUUGGCCAAAGUUGGCCCUUCGGGAGAUAAAAGUCAUGUUUCCACCAGGGUGAUGGGUACAUACGGAUAUUGUGCUCCGGAUUAUGCAAUGACCGGUCAGCUUACAUUCAAAUCUGAUAUUUAUAGCUUUGGUGUUGUUCUUCUGGAGAUCAUCACUGGCAGGAAAGCAAUUGACGAUUCUAGACCUGCUGCAGAGCAAAAUUUGGUUGCAUGGGCACGGCCCUUGUUCAGAGACAGGAGAAAAUUCUCUCAGAUGGCUGAUCCAUCGCUGGAAGGUCAAUAUCCCGUAAGGGGCUUGUAUCAAGCUCUUGCAAUUGCUGCAAUGUGCGUCCAGGAGCAAGCUAGCAUGCGACCCGUGAUAGCUGAUAUUGUUAUAGCUUUGAAUUACCUUGCAUCCCAAACAUAUGAUCCCAGUCGCCUUCCUGUCCAUAAUUCCCGAAAGAGCUCAUCUUCAUAUAAAUCAAGAAAAGAUGAUGAACAGAAACCUCUUGCUGGAACCACUACUCGCGAUGAUGAUGAUGAGCAAACCAGGCUUAAUGACUGAUAUCCGUGCUAGUUUUUGGCCCAAGUACCUCUUCAUGUGUUUUCUGAUUUCUGUUCCACAUGAUAACGGGUGCUUCUCUGCAUUGUACUUCUGGUAAAAACAGAAAUCCCCCUUCUAGCAUCAGCCAUCUUUACCUCAAAUUUGGCUCUGCGUCCAGGGUAAAUCUUUAGUCGGGCUCACGUGUAAGAAGAACCUUCAAUUCGAAUUCAAAAAAGAGAAAAGUAUAGUGAAAUAAGAGGACAAAUUGUUUUAUUUAGUGGGAAGAAUGAUGCUCAUUUUGUUUUUUCAUUCGAAGCAUAAGUUGUUGGAAGAAUGAUGCUCGUACUUGAACUUUUCCCAAGAAGGGAAGCCCUC
Molecule: messenger RNA, 1939 nt
Organism: Coffea arabica (coffee)
Lineage: Eukaryota; Viridiplantae; Streptophyta; Magnoliopsida; Gentianales; Rubiaceae
Source: RefSeq, a predicted model, not a curated record